AGAUCGGCAUUGCGCCCCUUUCUGUUCCCGCUCUGCCUCCGACCUCUUCCAUUUCCAUCCUAGUCCCCAGCAGUCACACUCACUCUCACUCCCACCACUCCAAUCCAUCCCUCGCCCAGUCGCUUCUCAAACGAAACGCAGUGAGCGCUGAGUGCCCCUCCCCGCACUUGACCCCUGCCGCGCGUGCCUACAUACAAGCACACACUUUCCUGACCUCAGCCUCAUCCACUUUCCUUCCUUCCUGCUUCUGUCAUCGCUUUGUUCUUUUUCAACAAAACUGUCUCGGGUCCCCCCCUCUAUUCUCAUUCGCCUCUCGUCCCGAGUGCGCUUUUUCUUCCAUCCCGUCUCGUCUUCGGGCAAAGCAAUAUAGACAUAGUAGCCGACGCCGCCAUCCGCUAUCAUGGCUGCAACAUUUCGUCCCGUCAAUACGCCUCUGUCGCCCUCGGCCGACUCGCCAAUGGUGAUGGACUCGACAACAAUAACGUCACCAACCACACCCAGACCUAGCACUGCCCCGAGUCAGUCGUCGUCAUCCCGACAUUUGGACGACAGCAACCACCACCCCGUGACGACGACGACACCCACUCGCACAACACCCAACUAUGGAGCCGGCGCACUGGCCUCGCAACAGCCGCUCCCCACGUCGCCCUUCCCCGACUCCGUUCAGCUCCCCGACAUCACCGACCGUGGCAACAGCAUGCCCAGGCGAGAAAAUUCGCAGCACUCACGCAAGUCCAAGGACUCGGACGACAUGGAUAUGGAUGAGUCGGAUGGCGAGGGAGCGGGUGAAGACGGCCAUGCAUCGGACGAUGAGGAGAUCAACGCGGAUGGCACAAAGUCCAAGAAGAAGAAGUCGCAGAGGUUUUAUUGCACAGACUAUCCGCCAUGUAACCUCAGUUUCACGAGAAGUGAACACUUGGCACGACAUAUCAGGAAACACACUGGUGAAAGGCCGUUUCAGUGCCACUGCGGUCGCCGCUUCUCCCGUCUCGACAACCUCAGGCAGCAUGCCCAAACCGUGCACGUCAACGAAGAGAUCCCCGGAGAUUCGCUCGCCGCGACCGGGACAAGGUUCCAGAGGCAGAUCAGGACGGACAGGGUACGCCAAGCGGGUGGCAGGGCCAGGGCGGCUACCGCGGGUAGCGUCAUGCCCGUCGUGCGUGGCCAUUCCAAGUCCAUGUCCACGUCAAGCAUUCCCAACAUUAGCCAGCUAGGUGCUCCCUAUGGUGCCAGCGAUGCCCGCCGCCGCCCGCCGCCAUUGGUCAUGGCCGAUCCUCGCGCGAGGGUGUCGAUGGAAUACCAUGGUCCCGAUGGUGCCUAUCACCGGGGUGCUUCUCCGAGCGACUUUGGCACUCCCACUUCUGCCACCUUUUCGACCGGGCAGAACAGCCCCCGAUGGGGGCCCGGUAUGGUAUCGCCAAACUCUUCACACUCGCGCUCGCACAGUAUGUAUGUCGCCGGGGCUAGGACACCUGGCCGUCGUCUGAGCGUGCCUUCGGGAGGCAACCCGUUUCAGUCACCGCACGGCAGCAACGUUCGGGGUCCUCUCUUCGGUCCUUCCGGCAUCAACACAUCCAACAACGGUGCCUUCUCGCCAAGUCAGAGCACCCUGCUGGCAUCGCCCACGGUGUCGAACGCGAGUGGCUGGUCGCGGCGAGAUUCUCUGUCGAGCGUGGCUGAUGAUGCCUGGCGUCGGCGAACUUGGCAUCCGGAAAGUCGUGAAUUUAACAACGGCGUCAGCCGGUUGCGUGAAGUGAUCACGCCUUCGCAGUUUACCCAUGCUCCUCCCCCCAUUGCUAACCCAGCCAACCAAUCGCCACAGCCAUUCCGUUUGCCUGGAAUCGAAUCCUUUGACGAACCCCAUCGGCCGCUGUCGCCUCCCCGCCGUUUGCCAUCACCGAUGAUGGUUGAUGCUCCCCGGCCUGCUCAGCACCAACCCCCUCACCCGAACGAGAUGGGCUUCAACCGACCCCGCGAACUGUCGGCCCAAUGGGAUACGAGCCUCCACCGUGGCUUGACGGGGCUCAAUAUCAACACACAGACCCCGCCUCGCGAUGGGGCUUCAGCAUGGGCAAACGACGUCAAUCAUGCCGUCAUGUCGCAAGCAGACCGUACCCGGGCCCCUCAGGGCCAACCAGGGGCGUAUCAGCAGACGGUGCGGUUCGAUACCGAGGUGCAGACCGUUCCUGCCCCUCUGUCUCGCCAGCACCAACAUCAGCAGCCAAGCGGACCACCACCUCCACCGUACGGAAGGGGUCAUCACCAUACCAUGUCGGCUCCGUCGAUUACUUCACAGCCUACCAAGAGACAUGGCUGGUAUCACGGGUCGAGUGGGCCGGCCGGAGAGACGAUUCACGAGGGACGGGCGCGCGUGGACAGGAUCAUGCAUCCUAAUGUGGCGGCUUUUCAGGGUUUUCCUGCUAGGGACCGGGAACAACCACCGCAGCAGCAAGCGCCAUCUCCACAGCAUCAUCACCAAGGAUACCAGCAGCAGCAGCAGCAUCAGCAGUAUCAACACCAAGGGCCACCGGUAGGACAUCAGCAUCAGCAAGGAGGGGGACCACCGACGAUGGAAAGGAUUCUGGAGAAGCCACAUCCAAAUGCGCACGCGCACGGGCACCCCGCCCACGCUCAUCCGCAUCAACACCCGCACGGUCCUCCAGCUGGCGGGGAUACGGCAUCGCUUAGGAGGCUGGAGGCGUUGGUGGCUGUGGCUGUGGGUUCGAGUGAGGGGACUACAGCUGCUGCUUAUUAGGGUGGGCAGGAGCGGGCGCAUGACUAUAAAUUCGCACCCAUGGCGUUUCCAGACAACAUUGCAAACUUACACGGCGAACGAGAAGAUGAGGAAAGUACUCAGCAACGAAGUACAAUGAGAAGAAG
This is a messenger RNA of Neurospora hispaniola, 2880 nucleotides long. RefSeq lists its product as uncharacterized. The transcript has 2 exons. The record is from RefSeq and is a predicted model, not a curated record. Gene Ontology annotation, cellular component: chromatin. Bases 401 to 2755 code for a protein of 784 amino acids. Lineage: Eukaryota; Fungi; Ascomycota; Sordariomycetes; Sordariales; Sordariaceae. Gene Ontology annotation, biological process: regulation of transcription by RNA polymerase II. Gene Ontology annotation, molecular function: DNA-binding transcription factor activity, RNA polymerase II-specific; RNA polymerase II cis-regulatory region sequence-specific DNA binding.